Molecule: messenger RNA, 4760 nt
Organism: Bombyx mandarina (wild silkworm)
Lineage: Eukaryota; Metazoa; Arthropoda; Insecta; Lepidoptera; Bombycidae
Gene: Cont
Product: Contactin
Biological process (GO): cell-cell adhesion; axon guidance
Cellular component (GO): plasma membrane; axon
Molecular function (GO): protein binding
Source: RefSeq, a predicted model, not a curated record
CUGCAUGACGGAAUACUGAUUUGGGCGAGGCAGCCUUGUUUAUAAUAUUUAUUAUUUUUCUUAUUCGUUUAUGAAAAUAUAGUGCAGAAGAUUAGUUUUACUAUACGUAGCAUUGAAAUUGUUUUGAGCAAUAUAAACACGUUAUGUCUAGUCAAUAAGAAGAUGAAGUGUACGUUCCUUGUACUCGCAGUUGCGAGUUUGGUGAGGACCCAAGCACCUGAAAAUGGUAUCUAUAAUCAGAACUAUCCGGAAGGAAACCAGAAUAAUACACAAUAUCGUCCCGGGCCCCAAAUCCCUUACGGCAGUUUUCCCGUAAAUAAUGAAUAUCAACAGCCGCCUCAAAGCUCUUUCUACCAGGACAGCCUCUACAACAGUGACAGCUAUGCUGAAAAUGAAAAUGAUGUCGAAAAUACUGCGAGUGUGUAUGCUGGCUUAGAUUACGAAGAGAAGUACCGAUGUCCACCCAACUGGCUCCGCUACAAAGAGUCAUGUUAUCGGUUUACGAAGUCUCCUGAUCGUCCUAGAAAUGAAGCAAGAAAAAUAUGCCAAGCCUAUGAAGCUGAUUUAGUAGCCGUCAAUAGCCCUGAAGAACAUGGUUUUAUAAUAAACAAUUUAAUGAGGCUCGACCCUCAGAAGGGUUCAUGGUAUAUAGGAGCUCACCAACAGUCUCCAGGUUAUUGGUCCAAUGAUUAUGAUGGUUCACAGUUGACAGGUCUUGAGAAUGCUUUCUUCGACGAUCGACAAUUUUCAUUAAAUAGUUAUAAUAUAUUUCCUAAAGAUUUUUUGGUAUACAAAUUUUCACAUCAAGAUGGACGCUGGGGCUUAGCUGCUGUAGAAGGUACACAAUAUUAUCACUUUAUAUGUGAGGGGCAAAUGCAGCGUUUACAUUAUUUAAUAGAAGAAGAAAGAUCAUUCACUUAUGGCUUAGACACUUAUGAUCCAGAAAGGAUUCCGAGAGGUCCAUAUUUUGUAAAACAGCCGGAAGAUACUGUUUAUGAUCCUUUAAGAAAUCAUUAUGUCCAACUUACUUGUAUAGCAGGAGGAUUUCCAGCUCCAACUUACAAAUGGUUCGGAGAAGAUUAUCAAGUUGACAGUCCAGUUUACACAGAAAUAGAUCCUUUAGCUGACAGUAGGAUUAUAUUAAGUGGAGGAACUUUAAUGAUUUAUAACCCUGACAGUGAAAAGGAUAAUACAAAAUAUCACUGUACAGCUACAAACAAGUUUGGUACGAUUAGAUCAGAAUCUGUCCGGUUGUCAUUUGGAUUCAUAAGAGAUUUCAAUCAAAAGAGGCCAGUAGAAAGUGGAAAUCAAUACUGGGGUAAAGUAAUGUAUUGUGAUCCUCCUUCGUACUAUCCAGCUGUAAAUAUUCUGUGGGCUCGGAAUUAUUUCCCUAACCUUGUGGAAGAAGAUAAACGUGUCUUUGUGUCAUAUGACGGUGGCCUCUAUUUCUCAGCUUUAGAAACAAUAGACCGAGGCAACUAUAGUUGUAAUGUAAUGAGUAAAGUGUCUGAUGAAGGCAGAAAUGGUCCAUUCUUUCCCUUACAGGUUUAUCCGCAUUCAGAUUAUCAGCAAUUGAAAUUCCCAAAUAGCUUUCCUAAAGUAUUUCCUGAAGCUCCAGUGGUUGGGCAAGAAGUCCGCCUGGAAUGUGUCACAUUUGGCUACCCAGUACCUUCUUAUAAUUGGACCAGACAGAAUGGCCUUAUACCUAAAAAAGCUCAAUUGAGUAAUUUUGACCGGGUUUUAACAAUACCCAAUGUAGGUGUAGAGGAUGAAGGCGAAUAUAUUUGUGAUGUUCACAAUGACAGAGCGAGGAUAUCAAAUAGUGUGUAUUUAAAAGUACAAGCUGAACCAAAUUUUACCAUUCCUCUUGGUGAUAAACAUAUGGACAACAAAGGAGAAUUACAUUGGAACUGUGAGGCAUUUGGGAUACCAGAUGUUAAUUACACAUGGUGGAAAAAUGGUAAAAAACUAAAAAAAGAUAACCUAGAACCACAGGACCGUGAUAGGUACAUUAUUCAAGACAAUGUUUUGAUUAUAAAAUAUUUAGACCCAACAAGAGAUCCUGGAAUGUACCAGUGUGAAGCAAAGAAUCAAUUGAAAGCUAGUUACUCAUCAGCGCAAUUACGAGUGCUCUCUUUGAAACCAUCAUUUAAAAAACAUCCUUUAGAAUUGGAGACAUACGGUUCUGAAGGUGGAAAUGUGACAUUAAAAUGCAAACCAGAAGCUGCCCCAAAGCCAACAUUCACUUGGAAAAAAGACAACAUAGUUAUUGGGGCAGGAGGAAAAAGAUUCAUUACCGAAAAUGGGAAUUUAAUUAUUAGACAACUUUCCAGAGAUGAUGAGGGCGUGUACACAUGCGUCGCGAAGAAUCAAUACGGCACUGAUGAGAGUAGAGGUCGUCUAAUUGUCUUACGUGCACCACGUUUCCUUGAAAAACUCCCCCCUCGGAUCACUGCACAAGUGAAUUCAGUAGUUUUCUUGCACUGUAAUGCCGAUGUAGAUCCUAUUUUAGAUACAGCGUAUCUAUGGAACCAUAAUGGCUUGCGGAUUAAAGACUCAUCAGAUCUGUACGUCAACAAAAGAAUAAAAAUUGACGGUGGUGAGCUAACUAUUUACAAUGUAAGUCUUUCGGAUGUGGGAGAUUACGAAUGUGUCGUUAAGUCCGCUAUCGGAAGAAUCUCUUCUCAUGUGCAGCUGCGUAUAGAGGGCCCGCCAGGUCCGCCGGGAGGCGUACAAAUACUUGGCAUACAGAGGUCUUCGGUGACCCUAGAGUGGACCGACAGUAACUCAAACGGUCGCCCUAUAACUGGAUACAUGCUGACCGGACGCACCCACUGGAACUCAACUUGGUACGUGAUCAGCGAGAAUAUACCCAACGUAAUGGAAGUCGAUAGAUACAAUGGGCGUAAACGAGCCACUGUUUCCACGACGCUUCUACCGUGGGCCAUAUAUGAGUUUAGAAUUCAAGCUAUUAAUAUACUGGGUCCGGGGCAACCGUCCGCGCCGAGUCCGCAGUUCUCUACGUCGGGAGACAAGCCCUAUGAGGCGCCCGCGAACGUUAGCGGCGGCGGCGGGAAGACCGGUGACCUCACAAUCACGUGGACGCCCUUACCGACUUCCCUCCAAAACGGACCCGGCAUACAUUACAAAAUAUUCUGGCGCCGGAACGGCUCCGAAGUCGAAUUUCAGUCCUUGCUUCUUAAGAAGUACGGAAACAUCGGGACAUACGUCGUGCACAUAUCUUCCACGUAUUUCUACACGCCGUACGAUGUCAAAGUACAAGCCUUCAACGAUAUAGGUCCCGGGCCAGAGAGCGAAGUAGUAACCAUUUAUUCGGCGGAGGACAUGCCGCAGGUCGCGCCGCAGCUGGUCUCCGCGCGGUCCUUUAACUCCACAGCUCUGAACGUGACCUGGAACCCGAUCGAUCAGUCGCGCGAGAGGCUGCGCGGCAAGCUGAUAGGCCACCGUCUCAAGUACUGGAAACAGGAGAACAAAGAAGAGGAGUGCAUCUACUAUUUGUCUCGAACGACUCGAAAUUGGGCUCUUAUAGUUGGCCUCCAGCCAGAUACAUAUUAUUAUGUGAAGGUGAUGGCGUUCAAUUCAGCGGGAGAAGGCCCGGAAAGCGAGCGAUACUUGGAGCGCACGUUCCGCAAGGCGCCACAGAAGCCCCCGGCCUCCGUCAACGUGUGGGCCCACGACCCCACCACCCUGCGCGUCGUGUGGCGGUAUGUCCAACCCACCAACGAGGAGGAACCUCUGCUCGGAUAUAAGGUACGAUUAUGGGAGCUCGACCAAGACAUGAGCACAGCGAACGAUACCAUUGUACCGAUCGAGCACAAACUAGAGGCCUACAUCAGCAACAUAAUUCCGGGCAAGUCGUACAACCUUCGCGUGCUGGCCUACUCCAACGGCGGCGACGGCAGGAUGUCCUCCCCAACCAUCGCCUUCCAGAUCGGAGACUACCAUUCCGAAGCGUACGGCUACUACGCGAGAGGAUCCACGUCCAACCAUCGACACAAGCCGGUCGAGUUUCUACUAGCAUCGAUAUUUCUUGUUUAUUUUUGUGUAAUCCACCAUCGAAGUCUCGAUUAAAUUUAAAUUCUAAGUUUCUCCAUGACCAUUCAAGUGAAUAGGAAAUUUUGUAUUUUGAUACUAAGUUCUAUUUCGUAUAUCCGUCAUAAUUUUAUUUUGUUAAAAGUAACUAUUGUUACACAAAUAUUUACAUAUAUUUUUUUUUUUUGUAAUUUUUUUUAUUCCGCCCAAGUCUAGUGAUUUAUGUAACUGUCUAUCACAAUAUUUAUUUUGUUUGAUCUGUAUAUUUUGCACUGAUUUUUAAAUCUGUUAUGAUUUUUUCCAUAUUUAAAUUGUAGAGAAUUAAUUUUAAGUUUAAAUGUAAGUUGACAAUAAGUGUAUGUAUCGCAAUAAGUAUAAAAUAAAAUAUGUUCAUUUCACCUUUAGUUAGAACUAAGACUCAAAUAGAAUAAUGUUUUUGGGUACGGCAGCUUCAAUUUGAACUAUAUUUUUAUACAAAUAAAUGAUACAUUGAAAAUAUGAAUGGUUGUAAAAGAAAUACACAUUUAUGUAUUCUAAGAUAUGGGUAACAUAAUUUUACUACUCAAAUAGAAUCUCUUAGCUUUUAAGUAAUGAUAGAUUGCAGUCUAUCGAUAAUCCGAGCCAUUUUAUACCUUUUUUUAAAUUAUUGAAAAUACCCAUAUCAUUUUAUUAUAUUAAGGGUAUUUUAAAAAUAUCAAUUUUCAAAU